AUGACCGAUUUUCCAGAGCCAGCUGAGAAAGUUAGCAUCACUGGCAACCCCACGUUCAGCAAUGGUGCUUUCCUCAUCACUCGCAGAGAGCCAGUCCUGGAAUUUAUCGGAUUCAAGCAACCAUUUUCCAGUAUCGCCAUGGUGCUUCGAGAAAAGGCUGCGCUGCUUGUCACAAAAAUCCAGACUCGAAAGCCAUUUGAUAAGGUUUUCCCGCUCAACGGUUACUUCGUGUGCUGGAAACUUCGAUUAGCUUAG
Molecule: messenger RNA, 255 nt
Organism: Fusarium musae
Lineage: Eukaryota; Fungi; Ascomycota; Sordariomycetes; Hypocreales; Nectriaceae
Exons: 2
Coding region: 1-255 (84 amino acids)
Source: RefSeq, a predicted model, not a curated record